This is a messenger RNA of Gadus chalcogrammus (walleye pollock), 3259 nucleotides long. Its product is annotated as ubiquitin carboxyl-terminal hydrolase 10-like. Gene Ontology annotation, cellular component: cytosol; nucleus. The transcript is spliced from 15 exons. Gene Ontology annotation, biological process: DNA damage response, signal transduction by p53 class mediator; regulation of autophagy; protein deubiquitination. Gene Ontology annotation, molecular function: cysteine-type deubiquitinase activity; cysteine-type endopeptidase activity. The coding region runs from base 283 to 3048 and encodes 921 amino acids. The record is from RefSeq and is a predicted model, not a curated record. Lineage: Eukaryota; Metazoa; Chordata; Actinopteri; Gadiformes; Gadidae.
GGAAGUGGGUUUCGUUAUUCUAUGCUGCUAGUCACUGUCAGUAUCCACCAACCGCGCGGUAGCUAGCUAGCAAGGGAGUAAAAUGCUAGAAAUGGCGAUGACAGUAAGGGAGCAGCAUGAUUUGCUGUAAAAUGGUUUAAAGUCAUAUUGUCAAAACACUGGUGGCAAAAUGAGAAUGACGUCCAAGUAGGCCAUCAUUGUUAACGGUUACUAACACCCCGUCACAUCUUCUUGGGAGAGUUUUCAUCUCAUCGGAGGAGGGGAGAAAAUCUCACCGGAAGCAUGGCUUCUCACAGCAACCAGUACAUCUUUGGGGAAUUUAGCCCUGACGAAAUCAAUCAGUUCUUUGUAACUCCACGCUGUUAUGUUGAGCUUCCUCCAUUCAAUGACAAAGUCCCCUGUGUCAGUCAGUCAACUGGAAGUCACUGCACUCCUGCUGUACCUUACAUUAUGGAGUCUUUGAGACGGCAGGUUUGCGCAGAAGACUACCAGCCCAUUGCGUUUGGCGUGGACGAGGUGAUGGACACUACUCCCAUUGGGGUGAAGGACCCCCUCUUCAAGGUGUCCAGCACCCUCAACCCCCAGGCCCCAGAGUUCAUCCUGGGCUGCCCAUCGACACAGACCUCCCUGCAGGCCGCCGGCCCGCCGGCCGACGUGAUGGACUGCGUCCACUUCGACAUGCUGGACGGUCCAGACUCCAUGGCAUCCGCUGUCGCCAAUCACCAGGACUGCCAGGAUGGGCCGGACUGCCAGGAUGGGCCGGACUGCCAGGAUGGGCCGGACUGCCAGGACGGGCCGGACUGCCAGGACGGGCCCGACGGCCCGGACGGGCAGGACUGCCAGGACGGGCCCGACGGCCAGGACAUGGACGGCAUGUCUGGAGGCCUCGGGCCUCGGGAGAGAAGGAAAAAGAAAAAACGUCCCCCGGGAUACUACAACUACCUUGAGGGGUCUCCCGGGUACGGCGGGGGCGGUGGAACAAUGGCAGACGGCCUGCCCGUGCCAGGGCUGCUGAAUGGACAUGCACUCGGUGCCCCAAACCACGGUGUUGACAAUGUGGUUGCCCAAGUGCUGUCGGGCGCCGAACUCUGUUCCUCUGGCCCCGUCUCUGUUGCCACACCGACGGCUGCGGCGGCGCAAGCCAGUUUUGCCCCCGCGGCCACAGUCGACCAGAGGACUUGUGUUAGCCCUGGCCUCUCCUCUUUGGACUUAACGGGCCGAGCCGCCUCUUUAUUGGACGGUAACCACGCGGCGUCCUCGUCGUCCGCCUCCUCUCAGAGCAGCGGGCUGACCGAGGAGCCCCCGGCGGCCGAUCAGCAGCCAGACCUUUUGAGCCGCCAGAGCCCCAAGCGCCCGGACAGCGGUACACAGAGCCCCUUCCCCUGCCCGGUGUCCCCCGUACCCCCCGCGGCGUCAGCGGCCGGCCCCCUACCCUCCUCGGAACCCGCCGCCCCCCCGCCGCCGGAGGAGGCCGGGGACUUCGGGGUGGCCAACGGGCUGGCCGGACCCGACGCCGUGGACGGCACGGAGGGGCCCGCGGAGGAGCGGUGCGAGGCGUCGGGGCCCGUUCAGCCGGCUUCCCCAGACUCUGCGGCCCCGCUUGUGUCCGAGCAGCUUCACGCGUCGUCCGCCCCUUCGGCCAACCCUCCCAAAUCCUGGGCUAGCCUUUUCCACAAGUCCAAGCCUCCGCCUGGGGGCCCUCAGGCGUUUGUGGAGGUGAAGAACGUGGUGGAGGUCGUGGCGCCCUCCCCUGUGGUGCCAAAGCAACCGGAGAAAGCCGGGGAGGUCAAAGAGAGCCCUGUCCAUGUGUCAGAGGAUCCUUUGGCCCCUAAACUUGCAGAACUUAUUGACAAUGUGAAGUUGAUACACAAACCAGUGUCUUUACAACCAAGGGGACUGAUCAACAAGGGGAACUGGUGUUAUAUCAACGCUACCCUACAGGCGCUGAUUGCAUGCCCACCCAUGUAUCACUUAAUGAAGUCCAUUCCUCUGCAUAAUGACUCCAAGAGACUUUGCACCUCCACACCCAUGAUAGACAACUUUGUUAGGCUUGUAAAUGAGUUCAACAACAUGCCCGUGCCAUCAAAACCCAAACAUCAAGCUGCUGGUGAUAAGCUAGUGAAAGACAUUCGACCAGGUGUACCCUUUGAGCCAACGUACAUUUAUAGGCUACUUACACUCAUCAAGUCAAGUCUCUCCGAGAAGGGUCGGCAAGAGGAUGCAGAGGAGUACCUCGGCUUCACCCUCAACGGACUGCACGAGGAGAUGCUGGCCUUGAAGAAACUCAUCUCGCCUCAUGAAGACGAAUCCCCAACCCGCAAUGGGCCCGCGGCCCAGCCCGAAGAGGACCAGGCUGCGGACAAACAGGAGGAAGAGAGCGAGGAGGAGUGGGAGCAGGUCGGACCCCGAAACAAGACCUCCAUCACACGCCAAGCUGACUUUGUCAGCACUCCCAUCACUGAUAUUUUUGGGGGACACAUCAGAUCCGUGGUGUACCAGCAGAACUCUAAGGAGUCAGCCACCUUGCAGCCCUUCUUCACCCUGCAGCUGGACAUCCAGUCCGAGAAGAUCCGCACGGUUCAGGAGGCCCUGGAAACCCUGGUGGCCCGGGAGUCGGUCCAGGGCUACACCUCCAAGACUAAGCAGGAGAUUGAGAUCAGUCGGAGAGUGACUCUGGAAGAGUUGCCCCCGGUGCUGGUUCUCCAUCUCAAGAGGUUUGUGUUUGAGAAGACUGGAGGAUGCCAGAAGCUGACCAAACACAUUGACUACCCUGUCGAUCUGGAAAUCAGCAAAGAUCUGUUAUCCACUGGAGUGCGGAGUAAAGUGGUGAAAGGCCUCAGAAUGUAUAGGCUAUUUGCAGUUGUCUAUCACCACGGAAACAGUGCAACGGGCGGCCAUUACACUACAGAUGUCUUCCACAUUGGUCUGAACGGCUGGCUGCGCAUCGACGACCAGGCUGUUAAAGUUAUCAACCAGUACCACGUGGUGAAGCAAUCUGCGGAGCGCAGUGCAUACCUGCUGUACUACCGCCGGGUGGACCUGCUGUAGACGUCCCUGCUCCCCCCUCCAACCCCCACACUAACAAACACUCACACACACACACAAACGCACACACCUGCCCAUUCACACCCAACACGACAGUUCUCAACUUUUUUAGACACCAGUUUCAAAUUGCUCUCGACUACACUCAGAUUCUCACAUGCACACCCCAUGAACAAGAACACUGCCCUCUUCUCUUACAAGUUUGAUUUCUUCUCUU